Molecule: messenger RNA, 3942 nt
Organism: Salvelinus namaycush (lake trout)
Lineage: Eukaryota; Metazoa; Chordata; Actinopteri; Salmoniformes; Salmonidae
Product: erlin-2-like
Exons: 13
Coding region: 35-1171 (378 amino acids)
Biological process (GO): SREBP signaling pathway
Cellular component (GO): endoplasmic reticulum; endoplasmic reticulum membrane
Molecular function (GO): ubiquitin protein ligase binding; cholesterol binding
Source: RefSeq, a predicted model, not a curated record
AUGAGGAAGUGAACUUUGUAGUAGGUGUUAGCAAAUGUUGUUAGCGUAUAAGUUUUGUAUGUAUUUAUUUUUUUACCGUGGAGGCACCUCGUGUAAUAAUACAGACUUAGAAAGUGGAACCAAAGAUACUGAACCAAAGAUGACUGAACCUUCACGUGCGAGCUCAAGUUUCACGACCUGGAUGGCACAGUUGGGUGCCAUUGCCUCAAUAAUCUGUGCGAUUGGAGGCGCAGCUCUCUUCGCCUCUGUUCACAAGAUUGAGGAGGGACACACUGGAGUUUACUACAGGGGAGGAGCUCUCCUGACCACCACCAGUAACCCUGGGUUCCACCUCAUGAUGCCUUUCAUCACUAACUUCAAGUCUGUGCAGACCACUCUACAAACAGAUGAAGUGAAGAAUGUACCAUGUGGCACAAGUGGGGGAGUGAUGAUUUACUUUGACCGGAUAGAAGUGGUGAACUACCUGGUACCCUCAGCAGUGUAUGAUAUAGUGAGGAACUUCACAGCGGAUUACGACAAGGCCCUGAUAUUCAACAAGGUUCACCAUGAGCUCAACCAGUUCUGCAGCGUCCACUCUCUACAGGAGGUCUACAUCGGCUUGUUCGACCAGAUAGAUGAAAACCUGAAGCUGACCCUACAGGAGGAUCUGACCUGCAUGGCUCCUGGACUCAUUAUACAGGCGGUCCGAGUCACGAAGCCCAACAUCCCUGAGAGCAUUCGGAGGAACUACGAGAUGAUGGAGGCUGAGAAGACAAAGCUUCUGAUUUCUGCUCAGACUCAGAAGGUGGUGGAGAAGGAGGCGGAGACAGAGCGGAAGAGGGCUGUGAUCGAGGCAGAGAAGUUGGCUCAAGUGGCUGAAAUCAAGUUUAGCCAGAAAGUCAUGGAGAAAGAAACAGAGAAAAGGAUCUCUGAAAUUGAAGACGGAGCAUUCUUGGCUAAGAUGAAGGCCAGGGCCGAUGCAGAGUUCUACACAGCAGAGAGAGCGGCCGAGGCCAAUAAGUUGAAGCUGACGCCAGAGUAUCUGCAGCUUAUGAAGUUCCAGGCCAUAGCAGCUAACAGUAAGAUCUACUUUGGGAGUAAGAUCCCCCAGAUGUUUGUUGACUCUGGCCCCUCCACUAAGGCCUCUGAUGCCAUGGACGUCCUAACUGAACAGAUCCUGGACCUAGACUGAUGGAGGGAUGGAAAGGAGAAGAGACCCAUCCCAGGACUGGAGCUGUGGAGCUAGGCCCAUGCCAGCCACAAGGUGGGGUGAAAGAUGAGCCUUGGGUACGUGUCCCAAAUGGAACCCUAUUCCCUAUAUAGUGCACUACUAUUUUUUGAAGUAUCUGGCCAGUGAAAAUCUUAGUUUAAAAAUUGAUAUUCUGUUAACUCAUACCAAAAUGUUUUUGACUUGUCUUAUUCAUAUUUGUGGCCAAAGACCUUUACAUUUUUAGGGAAAAAACACUUCAAAAACCCCACCUCAAACAGUCCGUUAAAAAAAAAAAUGUUAUGCUUGCUAUUUCCUCAUAAAACAUGUCACGUUGUCUGAGCUGGCCAAUGAGCGGUCUACUAGCAUGAAUAUUUUUAAUGACCAGUAUACGGCCACACCAUUCUGUUGUUGGGUUACGCCCAUAACAUUCAAACACAGGAAAGCUGCUUUUUAACAUACUUAAUUGCCAGUUUUUUUGGAAGGAAAACUAUUUCACUCAUAUGUUAUUAAUUAUAGGUCAUAUUUCAUAGAAGUCUGGUACACAGAUACUUUAAAGAGGCAAUCAGCAAUUGCUACGUUCACGCUUGUUUUACUCCAGUGUUUGUUCACAAAGUAAAUGUAAACAAACACUAUAUAGCCUCAACAUGACCCAUAGCUGUUUAUUAAUUUUAGUGGUUACAUUCUUCCAGCCCCAUCCCUCAUCUUUUUACCAAACAUUUAAAAAUAUAUAUACGGUACUGCUGAUUGCCUUUUGAAAGCGCAACUGAAGGCAAACAACUUCUCUGAUAGAAAAUGGCAUGUGUGGCAUCUAUAUUAGUCAAACAUUUAUUCUAGUGUCAAAAUUUACUACAAAGUGUAAAUAGGAUAAUUUUGUACAUAAAGUCAGUCUUGUCCAAAACUGAGUUUUGUAAGUGAGUUCUUCAUGACUUACUUGAGGGUUGGGUUUUGAUUUCAACAAUGCUCACUUGCCCACUAACACAGGGUUACACAGCUGUGGUGAUUGCCUCUAUCCAAUCCUACUGCAGAACACACAGACAGUGAGACAUACCUGCCCAUUAGCAGGUAACCCGGGACCGGUUUAAAAAAUGAAUGGAAGUAUGGAGGUGGUUUUGUGCCUACAAAAAAAGGGGUUAAAUAUGUGUCCAAAAAAACUAAAUAUUUCCUGAACUUUCUUAUAUCUCCUAGAUAUAGGACAGACACUUCAAAACCUUAUUCCUUAUGAUUUCCUGUCUUUUUUCCCAUUUAUGAAUGUGUUAUUCAGUGCAUUUCUAAAGCCCAAAUUAAAUUUUUAAUCACAUUUUUGUAUAGAUUUUUUUGAUACCUGCAUGGGCCUAAAAUUCCAAAUCAAAUAGCUAACUGAUCCAUGGUUUGACCAAUUCCAUGUCAGCUUAGUAGAACCCCUACCCAUAAGUGCACUACUACCCAUAAGGCUCUGGUCAAAAAUAGUACACUAUAUAGGGAAUAGGGUGCCUUUUGGGAUGCUACCCUGGACCGGAGGUUUUACUAGCCCUACAACAGACUAUUCUAAGACUGUAGGCGAAACAAUGAUAUAUUGAAUGUAACAGUGUGGUUUGGGAUAUUUUAAACAUGAAUUGAACUUUUGCAAGUGUAUGAUGUAUGUUUUGUAACUUGAUUUAAUUGGUAGUGCUUUCAUGUAUUUUCUAUGUGUUGCAUAGCUCAUAAUACUGUAAGUGUAUGAGAUAUAUGUGCAGAGAUAUAGUUGUGUAUGAUUAACUACAUUAUUAAUGAUUCAUUUACUUAAUCAUACACAAUACAUUGUUUGGAAUACCUAGUUUCUUCAUACAGAUCCCUCUCCCAUAUGAAUUGGCUGACUGUCUAUCUUAUCUCACCAGGAUCUUAUCAUAAUAGCAGAUGUAACAGAUCUUGACUAGCCCACUGAAUGAACAUUACUUGACCUCUGUUUCAGAGAGUGAGCAUUGAUAUUCAAUUGUUUUUUGACUCAAGAAAAGUCCAGGUUGACUUGUUUUUCUCUCAAUUAUCUAGAGUUAUGCUGGACAAAAGGCCAUUGUUAUAUUCAUGUCUGCUCUUGAGAGAGUGUCCUAGACACAACAGAGAGUAUCUGUUAGACUUGAGAUAUUGAGAAACAAGCUUCUCCUUGAGUGUGAACAUUGUCCCAUGCUGGAACAGAGAGAACAAUGGCUUCUCUGUCAGUAGUAGUCAUAGUAUGAGGGAUACAGAUGAACACAUUGACAAACCACCCUCCACUCAAAGCACUUUCUACUGGUGGUGUUUGACGGUUGGUCUCAUGCUUUGCCACUCAUUUUAAACCAUCCCAUUUUAUUUUCUGGUAUUGACUACAAAUGUUGUAGGAAUGGCACUGAACUACACAGAUGGAAACCUUUUCUGAAACUGAGGCAGACUUUGGGCUGAAACUCUCCUGGUUUUGCUUGGGAAGGGAAGGGGGGUGACAUUAAAAAAAGGGUUUGGGACUCAAUAUAAAAGUAUAAAUUAUCUUCCGCAUCAAAUCUUCCUGGGAAUUUUGGAUCUGUGACAUUAUCUAAUUGUACAUUAUACAAAAAGUUCUACAUACAAUACAAGCCUCACACUCAUUGAUGAACCAUCUUAACUCUGCUAUUGCCUAUCCCCAUGAUUUGGUGAAGGGGUGAUACCAACCAAAUCCAAUUUGAUUGGUAACACACACAUAUUUAGCAGAUGUUAUUGCGGGUGUAGUGAAAUGCUUGUGUUCCUAGCUCCAACAGUGCAGUAGUAUCUUAACAAUUCACAACAAUACA